GGAGGAAAAAACCUCAGGCAAAAGACCUUUUCGUCUGACAGAAACAUCUUGGAUGGCCUGGGAGCUCAGACAAUUACUUGGCGGGAAAAGAAUAAAUACAGACCAAAUUCUCACAAUCUGUUUCUGUUUAGUUUAUAAACUGCGAUCGACUCUGGCAGCUUUCGUGCCUUGUGGGACUUGAAGUCCAGAGGGGAGAAGUGAUCAGGACUGUUGAAGCUUGGAAGCCGGCGGCCCCUGCAGGUCUGAGCAGUAAGGACUACAACUCCCGACACACACCGCGAGGCCGCGCCGUAAUUACCGGCAACCAACCGGAUCCGAGCAGGACAAGCCCCAGCCCCAGGCUCGGAGGACUGCCUCCACCAAUGGCAGAGCUCCCACCGCAAAGCCUGUGGGUUAGGUUGUGAGGCUCCGGCGGGGGCGGGGAGGAGCCGAGGGGGUUCAGAAAAAGCUCGGCCGCCGGGUGGGUCGGGGCGUUCGGCGCGCCCUUCACUGAAGCGGCGGUGGCCGGGCUGGGCGCCGGGAGUGGGAAGCGACGGCGCGGCUGGAAAAUGCCAGUCCAUUCCCGAGGGGAUAAGAAGGAGACGAACCAUCACGAUGAGAUGGAGGUGGACUACGCCGAAAACGAGGGGAGCAGCUCCGAGGACGAGGACACCGAGAGCUCGUCGGUCUCCGAGGAUGGAGAUAGCUCAGAAAUGGAUGAUGAAGACUGUGAAAGAAGAAGAAUGGAAUGUUUAGAUGAAAUGUCCAAUCUUGAGAAACAGUUUACCGAUCUCAAGGAUCAACUUUAUAAAGAACGAUUAAGUCAGGUGGAUGCAAAACUACAAGAAGUCAUAGCUGGAAAAGCACCAGAAUAUUUGGAACCACUGGCAACUUUACAAGAAAAUAUGCAAAUUCGUACAAAGGUAGCAGGAAUCUAUAGAGAGCUCUGCUUAGAAUCUGUAAAGAACAAAUAUGAAUGUGAAAUUCAAGCUUCUCGCCAGCAUUGUGAGAGUGAAAAGCUUUUGUUAUAUGAUACAGUGCAGAGUGAACUAGAGGAGAAGAUAAGAAGGCUUGAAGAGGACAGGCACAGUAUUGAUAUUACCUCAGAGCUGUGGAACGAUGAGCUUCAGUCAAGAAAAAAGAGGAAGGACCCUUUCAGUCCUGACAAAAAGAAGCCAGUUGUGGUUUCAGGUCCGUAUAUAGUUUAUAUGCUACAAGAUCUUGAUAUUCUUGAAGACUGGACAACAAUAAGGAAGGCGAUGGCUACACUGGGUCCACACAGAGUGAAAACAGAACUUUUUGAACUGAUCCCUUUAGCACCUGUGAAACUGGAAAAACACCUGCACAGUGCUAGAUCUGAAGAGGGAAGAUUGUAUUAUGAUGGUGAAUGGUAUAUACGUGGACAGACAAUAUGUAUUGACAAAAAAGAUGAAUGUCCUACAAGUGCUGUAAUUACAACAAUUAACCAUGAUGAAGUUUGGUUUAAGAGGCCUGAUGGAAGCAAAUCUAAGCUUUACAUUUCACAGCUACAGAAAGGAAAAUAUUCAAUUAAACAUUCGUAAUCAUGAUUUAAGUGUUAUCUAAAUCUACCUUAUUAGUGUUACCAAGUAUGAUGUGCCAUGGGAAUAAAAAAAAUGUAUUCAGUAACUUAAUAUUCUCAUCGAAUCAUGAGAGACUGUGUAUUUGUAGGUAGUACUCUAAGUAGACCUCAUGUUAAUACGUUAUUAAAAGAGACAGUGAUAAAAGUUUAAUCAUUAUCAUUACAUUUAUUUGCCUUUUUGGCCCAGUGACCAAUAGGUAUAUAUGGUAGGGGUUUCUUACUAAACUUUUUUCUUUGGUUUUUAUGUAAAUCUGUCUUACCUUUAGUGAACUAUGUUAGCAAUGGCUACAUUUAUCUGCAGUUUUCUUGAUUUUCAGUAUCUUUGUCACUGAUCAUGUAUUUGUAAAUAAGCCCGAUAAAAUGUUUCCUAUAAAUGGUUUGUAAUAGUACAUUUGUGUUAAAUCAGAAUUGAAAUUUAAACGUAUAUACGUGAGUAUGUAUAGAUGGCAUCAUCAGCUUAUUUAGAACUGAUGGCCUUACUUUGCAAUCUUGUGUUACCCCAAAUUAAGCUAUUGGGUUUGAAAGCUAAAAGGAGCACUUUUGUAGACUAGCAGCUUUCCUUCUCCUUUUCCUUGAUUGUAUGGAGGUGACCUAUUUUUACAAAUUAUACUUCAUGUUGAUUAGUAAAAUUAGUGUCAAGUAAUAACAUGCUUCUACCUGUAUUUCUUGUGAACCUUUAGAGGGCAGGUAUAUAUGCCUGGUAUUUAUGAUGCAGUAUGUAAGUGGUGUACAGUAACUGACAGUAUUGUGGUGCUUGCUGUACAUGUCUGAUCUUUUGAAGCAGAUUUUUAGUAAGCAUUUUCCAGUGGUAAAACUAGGUUCGUAUCCUAAUUUUAUUCCUAGGGCAAAAUAGACAGGGAUGAUCUCCUUGAAUCUAUUCCCAAAUUAAUAUUUUUAUCUUUGGUGUUUCUACACUAAGGCCACUUGGUGCAAUUUAGAAAGUAUUGGCCUCUCUUCCCCUAGUCACAUUCAAAAUUAACUUCUAAAACCUCAGGAACAGUACAGGGAAUUGAAACCCUCAAUAUGGCAGCACAAUUGGCUGUAGUAUAUAUUAGGGUACAACCAAAUCAGGUAUUCCUGGUGGUCUUGUGCACUUUAACUUCUGUUAUACGGAGACUUAAGAGGAUGAGGAAGAGAUCUACUUAUUAACACUUAGGGCAGGAAUAUCUGCAUUUUUCCAUUUGUUUUCUCACUAUUUUACCUCUGCAAACAUCUUCCUGUGCAGAUCACUACUUCACAGUUGCCAAAUGUUAAAAUAUUUGACUUCUGAAAUUCAUUAUCAGCAGUUAUGUACGUUGUUCUGUUUCUAAUUAACCUUAGCAAAUGUACAUAAUGUCAUAAUCUGAUAGUAUUUGACAGUACUUAUGUAUACAAUGUUUCAUAAGCAUUUUUAAUAAUAUUUGGAUUUUUAAAUUUAGUAUAUAAUAAAAAGAUGUGUUUGUGUGUCA
Balaenoptera musculus (blue whale) is the source of this 3027-nucleotide messenger RNA. It is a transcript of the gene BRMS1L, whose product is annotated as BRMS1 like transcriptional repressor. The record is from RefSeq and is a predicted model, not a curated record. Gene Ontology annotation, molecular function: histone deacetylase binding. The transcript is spliced from 10 exons. Bases 549 to 1541 code for a protein of 330 amino acids. Gene Ontology annotation, cellular component: Sin3-type complex. Gene Ontology annotation, biological process: negative regulation of transcription by RNA polymerase II. NCBI's taxonomy places the organism in Eukaryota, Metazoa, Chordata, Mammalia, Artiodactyla, Balaenopteridae.